AUGCAGUCACAGCGUGACGUGGAAAAUGGUACUUGCUGGAACCCAGACACGGCCCCAUAUAGCGCUGUUGGUGAGACGACUGGUUUGCGGGCUCCGGAGUUAGCGCAGCUGGCUGCUACAGGCUCCGUGCGUCAUCAGCACCCUGUUCUGCAUAGUUCACGUGCUCGCCAACUGAUUCUCGAAGCUCACCAUGCACGUCAUCAAGAGAAGCACAGUGACUCGUCAGGCGCUGUGCAAGAUGCGAUUUUGGGGGCGGCAGACGGGCUUACGGUACCGUUCGCGCUAGCAGCGGGUCUCUCUGGUGCGUUCACCAAGUCAAGCUACAUCGUUCUGGCAGUUUUAUCGGAACUGGUGGCGGGCGGUAUUUCCAUGGGUCUUGGUGGUUGGCUCGCCGGCCGUUCCGAGGUGCAAACCUUUGAAUCGGAACGGGAACGUGAAGAGCGCGAGGUUCAGCAUACACCUUUGGCCGAAGAGGCAGAAAUCUAUGAAAUUUUCCGCCCCUUUGGUGUUCCGGAAAGCGCUAUCGAGUCCGUCCUCGCUCACUUCCGGGAGCAUCCGCGUGAUUGGGUAGACUUUAUGAUGAAGUUCGAGCUUGGGCUCUCCGAGCCCGACCGCAACCGCCCAUGGCGCAGCGCACUGACAGUAGGCGGCUCAUAUGUGCUCGGGGGCCUUGUUCCGCUGAUUCCGUACCUGCUCAUUAGCGAUGCGCGGGAAGCUCUCAUGUGGAGUAUUCUUUUCACGUUUUUAGCGCUGCUCCUUUUUGGCUGGGUGAAGGCUGGGUUUACGGGGCAGAGUCGUUGGAAGUCGGCGAUAGAAACAGCAGCUGUCGGUGGCUGCGCUGCCGCAGCAGCGUUCGGCGUCGCCCGUUGGUUCGACUCGCUCACCUCUCUAUCCACGUAA
This is a messenger RNA of Cyanidioschyzon merolae strain 10D, 900 nucleotides long. RefSeq names its product similar to transmembrane calcium/manganese transporter Ccc1p. Gene Ontology annotation, biological process: intracellular manganese ion homeostasis. The transcript has a single exon. Gene Ontology annotation, molecular function: iron ion transmembrane transporter activity; manganese ion transmembrane transporter activity. Gene Ontology annotation, cellular component: vacuolar membrane. Lineage: Eukaryota; Rhodophyta; Bangiophyceae; Cyanidiales; Cyanidiaceae. The record is from RefSeq and is a predicted model, not a curated record. The coding region runs from base 1 to 900 and encodes 299 amino acids.